Messenger RNA from Aspergillus piperis CBS 112811, 7301 nucleotides. RefSeq names its product type I polyketide synthase. Gene Ontology annotation, molecular function: oxidoreductase activity; phosphopantetheine binding; fatty acid synthase activity. The record is from RefSeq and is a predicted model, not a curated record. Gene Ontology annotation, biological process: secondary metabolite biosynthetic process; fatty acid biosynthetic process. Lineage: Eukaryota; Fungi; Ascomycota; Eurotiomycetes; Eurotiales; Aspergillaceae. The transcript has 15 exons. The coding region runs from base 1 to 7062 and encodes 2353 amino acids.
AUGUAUUUCCUUGUGAGAGUCAUUUCUCACAUCUUUGCGGUUUUUCAAUUCCUCCGGACAAAACUGAGCAGCCUUAAAUCGACCGAAACGGCCACAUCCUGCCCGUUAGCCAUUGUAGGGGUGGGGCUGAGGCUUCCCGGUGGAGUCAAAACCGACUCCGAAUUCUGGGAUCUUCUCGUCAACAAACGGUGCGCUCGAAGGGAACUGCCGCCAGAUCGGUACAACAUCAAUGGGUUCUAUAGCGAGUCGGGCCAAAGGGGAUCCGUGCGUUGCAAGUAUGCUUAUUGCCUGGAUGAAGAUAUCAGCAAAUUCGACGCGGAGUUUUUCAAUAUCUCCCCUGUCGAGCUUGCCAGGAUGGACCCACAGCAACGUCUCCUAUUGAAGGUGGUCUGGGAAUGUAUGGAGAGCGGAGGUCAGGUCGCAUGGCAGGGAAGGGAUAUUGGGUGUUUUGUCGGGGUCUUUGGGGAAGACUGGCUAGAUAUGACCCGCAAGGACUAUCAGAAUUUGGGUCAGGGUCGGGUUGGCGGCACGGGGGAUUUUGCUCUUGCCAAUCGAGUUUCAUACCAUUACGAUCUCACGGGGCCCAGCUGCACAGUUCGAACAGCUUGCUCCUCAUCUCUUGUCGGUCUCGACAUGGCUCAACGUGCCAUUGCAACAGGGGAGUGCUCCUCCGCGAUCGUGGCAGGUACUAGCCUCCUUCUUACGCCAACUUAUACAAUUGCCAUGACCGAGGAAGACGCACUGUCUCCAGACGGAAAAUGUAAAACGUUCGACGCUUCUGCAAAUGGAUACGCUCGCGGGGAGGCAAUCAACGCUAUCUACGUAAAGAAGCUUGAGGAUGCCAUUCGCGACAAUGAUCCCAUCCGGGGAGUGAUCCGGGGGACGGGUACGAACAGUGAUGGGAAAACCGCAGGACUAUCCACACCCAGUGCUGAAGCCCAGGCAGCACUCAUUCAGAAGACCUACGAGCAGGCAGGGAUCUCGGAUCUUUCACAGACGGUAUAUAUCGAGGCUCAUGGCACAGGAACAACAGUUGGAGACCGAACCGAGGCUGCGGGGAUUGCCAAAAUGUUUGGAAAAAAGGGUAUCGUUAUGGGAGCGGUAAAACCAAAUUUGGGUCAUUCAGAGGGUGCUUCAGGGCUUACCGGUUUGAUCGAAGCUGUGCUUGCUCUCGAGCACAAACAGAUCCCGCCAAACAUUCAUUUCUCCACACCUAAUCCAGGCAUACCAUUUGAGGAAGCCCGACUCAAAGUACCCACAGAGACGCUGCCCUGGCCAGUGAACCGCAUGGAAAGGGUCAGUGUCAACUCCUUCGGUAUUGGAGGCGUGAACUCACACGUAAGACACCGUCCAACUAUUGUCGAAUCAGCCCCGUCCAACGCCCGAGGUUUGAAGAGGAAUAAAAACGGCAAAAGGCGGUCUUAUCUUCAUGUUGUUUCUGCCGACAGUAUGGAAUCACUUGCAGACCGGCUUCACGCAACGAAGGAAUACCUGGCGAACAGACGAGUGCCCAUAAUUGAUGUCGCAUAUACACUCGGUCAACGUCGAGAUCACAUGGUCUGUCGAGGCUUUGUCAUAAGUGACGAUUAUGGUCAACCUGCCGUGUCGGAUACGCGCAGAACCCCGACGAAGAACCAACCCCUGGCCUUUGUCUUCAACGGACAAGCCGAAGAAGCAAUUGUGAUUGCUUUCUACCGCGGGAAAUUAGCCAGUUCACUCCCGAUUGAAGGGGCCAUGGCUGCCAUCGGUUUGAGCCCACAGGAAGUUGAAGAGUUCCUGGUGGAGGGGGCAGUCAUUGCCUGUGAGAAUAGCCCUCACAGUGUGACCAUCUCCGGCGACGUAAAGAAGGUAGAGGCAGUGGGUCACAAGAUCAAUCUUGCGCGGCCGGAAGCCUUCUAUAGGCGUCUACAGGUCAAUAUUGCGUACCACUCCCAUCACAUGAAAGCUAUCGGAGAGGCAUACAGAACCAUUCUCGAAAAACAUGUUGGAACUCAUCCACCCCUUCCAUAUUCCACAGUGAGCGUAGAUUUUCAAUCAGGUCUGCCUCAAUUGGACGCCGCGUACUGGCAGAGGAACCUAGAAUAUCCUGUGCGCUUCUGCUCUGUGGUUCAGUCCUUACUAAAAGUUGAAGAAGGUGCCGUCUUCGUCGAGAUCGGGCCGCACUCAACACUUGCUGGCCCCCUCCGGCAGAUUUAUUCAUCUAACGGACCCCAGUCUAAUGUUACGUACAUUCCCACACUUGUCAGAGGAAAGAGCUUGGUUAGCAGUAUGAUGGCUACUGCGGGCCAUAUUUUUACCCUUGGAGUGAACGUCAACCUCGGCCUUGUCAACGGGACUAGGGACGAGACAGUUCUCACUGACCUUCCCCUUUACUCCUGGAAGGAACGCACCGCAUACUGGGAAGAAAGCAGAGUCACGAAGAGGUGGAGAUUCCGGACCUUCCCCAAUCAUGAGCUUCUGGGGUCACCGCUGCUCGAGGCCAGUGAUCUGGAGCCUGCAUGGAGAAACAUUCUUCAACUGGAGGAUGUACCGUGGCUGGAGGACCACCAACCUGGUGGUGAUAUUGUCUUCCCAGGUGCCGGAUAUAUCGCUAUGGUGGGAGAAGCUAUUCGAAGGAUCACUGGUAUCCCUGAAUAUACAAUUCAUCGGCUGCAUAUGAAUAAUGCUUUGUUACUUCAUCCAGGGACGCCGGUGGAGAUUAUAACAAAUAUAAGACCAGGAAGGAUCACGAGCGUGUCAGACUCGGCGGCUUUUGAGUUCACAAUAUCCUCAUUUGUCAAUGAAUACUGGACGAAACAUUGUACUGGGUUCGUCAGGGCUGGCCGAUGGACACAAAACACCGACUGUGAUCUUAUGGAUGCUCUACCUCGAACGGUUAACUCGAGCAUCUGGUACCGCGCCCUUUCCGCGCUCGGCUUGACAUACGGCCCAACCUUUCAGGGCUUAGAAGACAUUACUGUGGAUCCGACAGGAGGUAAAGCAAUAGCAACGGUAAAUGGAAACUUUCAGCAUAGCGAGUCAUUCUACCACAUCCAUCCCACUAUGAUCGACCAGUGUCUGCAGCUAAUGAUCUUGGCCAAGUGUGGCGGCAAGUCACGCAAGAUUGAGCGGCCAGUGGUACCAAAGACAAUCAAGGAGCUUCAGAUCGCACCGGCGAGCCAGGCUUUCUGUAUUCAAGUUCAAGUAUCAGUUGGUGCAGAAGAUGACGACGUACUUGACGGUCGCAUAUUGGCAUUCUCAAAUGGACAACCUGCUCUCCAGAUGGCGAGCUGCACUUUCAGUAGUCUGGACGUGCAGGAGAAAGUUGAUGAUCUUGCGGCGACGCAGAUGAGGUGGGCUCCUCACAUUGAUCUGGUGCAGCAUCAGGACCUUUUCGAGGUGAAGUCUAUCAAAAGAACUGUCGUUUUGCUAGAACAACUUACUGUGCUUUGCAUCCAUGAAGCUUGCGACAGGCUCCGGUCCACAGUCAUGGAGGUCGAGCACUUCGCUCAGUAUAGAAACUGGCUGGAGGCGGAAUCGAUCCGCAUUGCCAACGGCGAGUACGACCACAUCGUCCCUGAGGCCCGUGGAUGGUCCACAUUGGAUCCGCAACAACGCCAUUCACUCAUCAAGGCAAUAUCUGUGGAAGCCUUGGAUAAGGUGCUAUCAGCGCCUCUGGGUAUAGCUAUCGAAUCUAUAUUGCAGAAUAUUGAAGGUCUGGCUAAAGGCGAAGUUCAACCACUGGAGCUCCUGACGAAGAAUAAUGUGCUGUCAAACAUAUACACUGCGAAGAAUCAGACAGGCUCGUUCUUCGCAACCAUGGGCCAUACCAGACCUACAAUCAAAGUCCUUGAGAUUGGCGCAGGCACUGGCAGCACAACGGCGAGAGCCCUCAAGUCUCUUGUUACUGAUAACGCGGUGCGAAUGUACUCACAGUAUACGUUUACAGACAUUUCCCCUGGAUUCUUUGCUACGGCAAAGGAACAAUUCCAGGGGUAUGAGCAGAUUGACUUUCGUGUUCUCGAUAUUACCAGGGACAUCGAGGAGCAGGGCUUUUCACCUCACAGCUUUGACUUAAUCAUCGCAGACAAUGUCCUACAUGCAACCCCCUCGCUCCAUGCCACGCUUCGUAAUGUUCGACGGCUGCUUGCUCCCGGCGGUAAACUCUUCCUCCAAGAGCUUUGCACAGGCUUCAUCAUGGGCACACUUCCCGGAUGGUGGCUGGGAAGCGAGGACGGACGCCAAUCUAGGCCUUAUGUUUCCGUCCAGCGAUGGGACGAUGAACUACGGAAGGCCGGAUUUACGGGUGUCGACUCUGCUAUCUUCGACGACGAUCAGCCCUACCAUGUCAAUGCUUACAUGAUUUCAUCUCCGGCGGCAGAUAAAUGCAAUGUUAUAUCCACCCCGGUCACUCUUCUAUACCGAUCCAAAAUCAACGUCGCAGCAAGCAAUAUCGAACGAACCUUGAUCAAGAAAGGUUACAGCGUGUCAUGGCAAAAGUUGGGAAAGGAUUUGCCAGCGGAACAAAUUGUAGUUUCGUUAUUGGAUCUAGAAGGGCCCUUUUUCCACGAAAUUGCUCGCGAAGAUUGGAACGCCUUCGUUGCUUAUAUUACCUCCACAGAGUUUGGGAGCAUGAUCUGGAUAACGAAAAACUGCCAAAUCCACUGCGACGAUCCGCGCUAUUCAUUAGUGUUGGGAGUUGCGCGGAAUGUUCGGUUCGAGUUAUCUGUCGAUUUUGUGACGGUAGAAGUCGACGAGUUUUCUUCUCAAGAGGCGACAGAGAGUCUGGAGAAGAUUAUCGCAAACUUCCGCGCCCAGAAGAGGCGAGACAAAGCAGACAUUGACCCGGAAUAUGCAAUCGUCAACGGCAUAACGCAUGUUCCUAGAUAUUUUCCAUGUUCCCCAAGCGAGCACGUGGAUGAUCCGGAAGAGGGCACUGGAAGAAAGUUAUGUAUUGACAAGAAAGGAUCGCUGGAUUCGCUGUCAUGGGUGCAGACGCGCCCAAGGGAUUUGGAUGAUUAUGAGAUAGAGAUUCAGUUGGAGGCUAUUGGGCUUAACUUCAAGGACGUACUCAUUGCAAUGGGCGUGAUCGGUGGGUCCAAGACAGCACUGGGACUAGAAGGGUCAGGAACGGUGACCAGGACCGGAGCUGGUGUGGCCCGACUCCAGGAAGGUGAUCGAGUGAUGACCGGGGCUUCAAGGGGAUGUUUCUCUAGCAGUGUGAUUACGACAGAGAGUCUCUGUGUUCGCAUUGCGAUCCAUUCUCUCAUUGAGCUUGCGAAGUUGCAAGCGGGAGAUACUAUUCUCAUCCAUUCUGCCUGCGGGGGCGUUGGCCAAGCCGCUAUCCAGCUCAGUCAAAUGAUAGGCGCCGAGGUCUAUGCCACAGUUGGGAGCGUGGAUAAAGUCCUAUUUCUUACAGAAAACUUUGGGAUCCCCCGAUCCCGAAUAUACAAUUCACGAGACUCCAGCUUUGCAGAUAAGGUCCUGCACGAUACCGAGGGCAGAGGCGUGGACGUGGUUCUAAAUUCGCUGUCUGGAGAGUUGCUCCACGCGUCCUGGCGGUGCGUUGCCAGCUUCGGGACAAUGGUAGAGCUAGGGAAGCGCGACUUUCUCGACUACGGAAUGCUCAGCAUGAACGAGUUUGCAGACAACCGAACUUUCUCCGGUGUCGAUCUGUCCGUGUUGAUCGACAAAAAGCCCCAGGUGAUCCAACGUUAUCUACAACAAUGCGUAGACCUUCUCCAAGAGGGUCAUCUGAAGCCGAUCUACCCCAAUCACGUUUUCGAUGCAGUCGAUGUGACAAAGGCAUUCAGAUACAUGCAAGGUGGGCAGCACAUUGGGAAGAUCGUAGUGAGAAUGCCAGAAGACCCGGAGCGAUUAACCACGAACGUCGCUCUGGAAAUCCCACCACUAUUUUCCAGCGACAAGGCCUACCUUCUAGUGGGUGGCCUUGGUGGUCUGGGUCGAGCUGUCUCGGCCUGGAUGAUAGAGAAUGGGGCCCGGCAUCUGGUGUAUUUGUCUCCAACUGCGCACAUCAAGCCCCGGACGCAGGAGGUAUUCCGCGAACUGCAAUUUUUGGGCGGUAUGACCACGCUGGUUACAGGAACUGUCACGAACAUCGAGGACGUCAGGCUGGCAGUGGACCUUAGCCCUCGACCAAUCGCUGGUGUGCUACACAUGCCAAUGGUGUUACGGGAUCGGCCUCUAGGUGACAUGACAUUAGAGGACUGGGAGGGAGCGACCGCACCCAAAGUUCAGGGAGCGUGGAAUCUGCACCAAGUCUUCGAUCACAACGUAGACCUGGAUUUCUUCCUCCUCAUCAGUUCGAUUGUGGGCCAUCAAGGGAACUGGGGGCAGACCAACUACGCUGCCGGGGGCACAUUCCAAGAUGCCCUCACACGUCAUCGCCGAGCACUAGGGCUGCCGGCAAAUGUCAUCGACGUUGGCGUCAUGGGUGAAGUGGGCUUCGUCAGCGAAGACGCCGCAACUUUCCAGAAGUUAAAGGUUGUGAACCUCUUACUCUCGGAGAGCGAGGUCCUGCAAUCUAUCCGGGUGGUUCUAAGUCAGCAGCGUGCCGCAAAGGCCGCAGGAGCCAAAUGCUCCGGUGGGAUCGCCGACCUCCUCGUUGGCUCCAUAUCCAAAACGAGGGGACUCAAUGGCCUUGCCAAGGACGACGUCCGGAUGAGCGUACACCGGAAUCUUAGCACGUCUCGCAGCAACGCCCUAGUCUCAGGCGACAGUCCACUAAAACAGUUCCUCCACAGGGUGGCUGCGAAUCCUGACGUGUUGAGCGAAGACUCAAGCCUUGAUAUUGUUACCAGUGAGAUUGUGAAUAUGCUUUGCUCGAUCAUGUCCCUGCGUACAGAAGAUAUGGAUGUCACCUCCUCGUUGACUGCCCUGGGUCUUGAUUCUCUGGUCAGUGUCGAGAUCCGCAGAUGGUGGCGGCAAAACCUCGGGCUCGAGAUCAGUGUGCUGCAAAUCACCUCGCUGGGUUCCGUUCAGCAGCUAGGUGUGCUCGCCAUUGAAUCACUUCGGGAGAAGUACCUGGGAGAUAAGGAGCAACUUUCUCCACCGGAGAAGUAAAUGUUGUCUGUCGAACAUGCAUUUCUCUACGCCGAUCCCAGAUAGUGUGAACCAAAUGACGAUUUACUCGUCGUUUUCAGCAUGUAUCGCAGGCCUGCGUGGCGAAUACACUCCGAGACGGUUGCAUGUACGCUCAGUCCUGGAUGUAUUUUACUUUUGUUAGAGUUGUGGCUGGAAGGUGAGGGGUUUUUCUCGAGCAUGAGGGUUGGUCUAUUUCGACGCUGCGAUGGACUCGAGCU